Molecule: messenger RNA, 1569 nt
Organism: Phoenix dactylifera (date palm)
Lineage: Eukaryota; Viridiplantae; Streptophyta; Magnoliopsida; Arecales; Arecaceae
Product: protein CUP-SHAPED COTYLEDON 1-like
Biological process (GO): regulation of DNA-templated transcription
Molecular function (GO): DNA binding
Source: RefSeq, a predicted model, not a curated record
UUUGCCCCCAAUCGUAACAACCUUAAAUGCCUGGAAAUUAUUUUGCAUUCACGUCAUGACACAUCAGCAGUGGGGGGCUUUGCUCAUCCCUUGAAAGAUUUCUUGUGAUCAUGGAUCUUCUCUAGUUCUUGCAGCACAAGCAUGAGGCCCUCAGCAUCUUCCCGGAGAUUGCGACGGCAACACACGCCUGCUGCAUUUUAUAUGGAUGAGAGCUCAAAUAGCAAGGGCAGCUUUCAAUGCCUAAGCAUCCAAAAUUCCAAGCUUCCUCUUCUAUAUACAAGCAGUGAAACCUCCUGCUCUCAAGAAUCUAAGCCUCUUCUACCUUGCCGACUCCCAGCGGCAAGCCUUGAGCAAGUCCUCCUAGUGCUACUGCAGCUAAAAAACUCCCUUUGAUCACCUUUGCCACUCUCUCCUCUUGCAAUCUAUAUUUCUAUACCUAUAUAUAUAUAUCCAGCUAUCUACUAAUUAGAAGUACAUAGAUAAGAUGGGAUUGAGGGACAUAGAGUCCACACUGCCACCAGGGUUCAGGUUCUACCCAAGUGAUGAGGAGCUUAUUUGCCACUAUCUCUACAAGAAGGUGACUAAUGAGAGGAUCUCUGAGGGAACGUUGGUGGAGGUGGAUUUGCAUACGCACGAGCCGUGGGAGCUUCCUGAUGUGGCUAAGCUCAGUGCCAACGAGUGGUACUUCUUCAGCUUCCGGGACCGCAAGUAUGCCACCGGCUCACGCACCAACCGCGCAACCAAGACCGGAUAUUGGAAGGCCACCGGAAAAGAUCGCACGAUCCAUGAGCCUUCCACACGUGCGACUGUUGGUAUGAGGAAGACAUUAGUGUUUUACCAAGGGAGAGCUCCAAAUGGGGUAAAGACUGGAUGGGUCAUGCAUGAGUUCCGUUUGGAGACCCCAAAAUCACCCCCCAAGGAGGACUGGGUGCUAUGUAGGGUCCUUCACAAAAGCAAAGGGGAGACGCAGCAAGACAAUAACAUUGGCUUCUUCUCUUGUCCGACUUCGGGGCCAUCCUCUUCUCUGGUGGACCAGCCGAUGCCAGAUGGGUGCUAUGACCCGACGAGCUCAUCACUCGUCCCUCACCAAGAUGACAGCAGCUCAAACCCGCUCCUCAAUUUGGCACUCCUGCAUUGCGACUUUCUUGAUCACUUCCCACAUGAGGUGGGGAUGAGCUCGAGGGGAGGGGAUGAGCAUGGAUUCUUCUUGGAUAUGGGGUUUGAUCAGGACCAUGACAUGAGGGAGGCGGGGAUGGCAAACCUAGAAGGUGUGAGAUUCCAAAGCGGCCAGGAUAAGCUAUAUUUUUAGAGGCUUUGGAAUAUUGGAGCGAGAGGAUUUUGAUGUUGGUGCAUGCAUGCUUCCAAACUCGGUAUUUCAUGUCGAGAUAUCAUUUGGAUUUUAAGGGAGCGAAUUGGGUGGUAUAUAUAUAUGUAUAUAUUUGUACAUUUGUUGCCUAGUUGGUGAUCAUCUAUGCAGUACUCAUGCUGUUAUUUGUAAAUAUCACAUUUGUUGCAUCUUAUAAAAAAACUAUUUAUAUGCAGGAAGAAAUUGGAUUAAUGAGUGCUUAA